AUGAGUAAAUCUCCUGGAUCACCUAUUAAAACUUCUGACGAAAAAUUAGGUCGAUUUUCUUUCGUACGUGGCUACCACACUCCUCCUCAACAGUCUAGAACUACAACUCAAGAUCAAAUAAAAAAUGUUCCAUCUGGUUCAUCAGCAACAAAGUCAAAAUGUUCUGUUUCACGAUGUAUUGGUCUCGAAUUGCUAAUUUUAUUACUUCUUCUUGUGUUGGCAGCUCUCAUCAUUCCAAUUGUUGUAAUAAUAUUAGAUACUCGAUCUUCACCAUGUUCAACAACAUAUUCUCAAACUUUUACAAGUGGUGUCACUGCAACAACUCAAUGCACAGCUUGGCAAGUAUUCACAACUGGUUUGACUUGUUCAAGUUAUUCACUAAUGCAAAUGUAUGGUUCUAAUGAUCCGGUAGGCAUAACAGUAGAUAGUUCAUCUGUUGCUACGGCUCUGGCGUAUGCUCUACGCUAUAAUGCUACGUUUGGUAUUAGUUAUAACGGAAUUACAUGGAAGAUUGGUUCAUGUACUUGUUGUGGUGGUAGUAGUUAUGAGAUAACUGCAACAGGAAUUCUUUGUUCUAAUCCAAGUGGCUACACGAUGAGGCCAUGCUAUGGUAGUGGUUCGUGUUGGGGUGGUAUCAAUAGUGCGACAUGUGGUGCGGCAACACAAACAAUGUCUCUUCAUUUCGAAUGA
Messenger RNA from Adineta steineri, 690 nucleotides. The record is from the annotation of a GenBank genome assembly. Lineage: Eukaryota; Metazoa; Rotifera; Eurotatoria; Adinetida; Adinetidae.